AUGUCUGAUCAUUUCGAGGCUGUUGCCGCCGCACUCGCCGCCAUCACCACCGACGAUGCCCCUGCCGCCGGCGAUGCCCCUGCCGCCGCCUCUGUCCCUGCCGAUGCCUCUGUCCCUGCCGAUGCCUCUGUCCCUGCCGGUACCCCUAUUCUUGUCCCUGCCGCUGCCACCACAGACGCAGCCGGCGAUGCCCCUGCAGCUGCCUGGGAUCCUCUCGACGUAUUCCGUCGUCCUGAACCAUUUCCGACUACUAGCCCAGUCGACCUCUCCUACCGUGCGACUUGGAGGGACUACCCGGAGGAUCCGAGCCUUGUCAUCAAUAGAAUCGAGCUCGAUUGGCAUAUUGUUGAGGACUAUUGGGGAAAAAGAGGCAUUCCGUGCCUGAAGAUCGUAGAAGAUGAAUACGAACACGAUCAAUUUGAACCGACGUUGUGCCACCCGCCGUCGGCAAAGAACUGCCCCGCUACAGCAGCUGAAGCAGAAGUCGAGUUCGUCGUGAUGGAGAAGGUCGUCGGAGCGGCUCGACCUGAUCCUGGUGGGCCAGAAGACGCCUUCGUGACGUAUCAUUUGGCUGGAACGGAUCCUUCUGGGACCAAGCGCUACACCAUCACUGUCCCAAGAGACAAAGUGGACGAGCAUCUGGAGGCUGGUUGGAAGUUGAAGUUUGGUGUCCCAUGUGUCUAUGCCGGGAACCCCAAGUAUUUCGAUGACAGAGAGCGGGCGGAUGCGAACCCGAACGACAUAUUCACCAAGGAUGAUCCUGCGGCAGACACUGAGCGCUUCCUGGAGUCCGGCAACAAAAUUGCCAGCCAGGAGCCUUGGACUCGAAGCAAGUGGAAGUCUGGCAACCUUAUUGGCAAAGAUGGCGCGGAUCCCAACAUUAAAGCCAAGACUGCGUCCAAAAUCCCCAGCGAGCAGUGGGCUGAGUGGAAGCAUGGCACGGAGAGGCGCACCCUCACGUCAGUCGGUCAUGUCCACCACCACCGACGACCUGAGGGUACCGGCGUUGGGUGGGGCUCCUACGACCAGGUGAAUGAAUGGCAGUCCUAUGGCCGUCGCGUUACAAGCGAGAUGGUGGACCAUCGUCCAUGGGGCUUUUCGCCCGGUGCAGCGCUCCCAUUUGUGAACGAGGACGAGACGCCUUGGCAAGUCAUACCCGAGUGGGGCGUCGAUGACGAUCGAGCUAAGCUUAGAGCAAACAUGGUGUUCUCCUUGAAGGAUAUGUUAGAUCGCAAGACAAAGCGAAGCAAGUGA
This is a messenger RNA of Akanthomyces muscarius, 1254 nucleotides long. RefSeq lists its product as uncharacterized. The transcript has a single exon. Lineage: Eukaryota; Fungi; Ascomycota; Sordariomycetes; Hypocreales; Cordycipitaceae. The record is from RefSeq and is a predicted model, not a curated record. Bases 1 to 1254 code for a protein of 417 amino acids.